UUUUUGACCAAUAGCUACAUAAACACAUAUUACAUUUUGUCCUUGUUGAUUGAGGAUUGUAUCUGUGGUUACUGCUGUUUUACUGGUCUGUCUCCAAUAAUUAAUUCUCAUUGAUGUCGGCAAGUGCAUAGCGCUCAGUAGCACGAAUCAAUGGCAAGAGAGAGAAUGUCCUUUCGUCCGGCUUGUUAUCAAAGAGAGUGAACCUCCUCGCUAGAGGUUCGCUCUCAUCGUCUUAACUCUCCUUAACUUCCUGAAAGCUAAAGUAAGCUAAAACAAGCUUUCCGUGUCAUUUUCCAUUUUUUAAAUGUUUUUUGAGAACAGAAAACAGUUUGAAAAAGCAAAAAACAAAGAAUGCCCUUAACAUUUGUUGGUCAUGAUGAGCUUGGGUUCCUUAUUACAUAUUCGAUUAGAUAUAUGGGACAUCCUGAUGGAAAAGUAGCUCGAGCCUCGCAUUCACUGUUUGUGGCAUUUGUGUCUUCUGGGAAGGACUCUAAUGAUGAUGAAAGAGUUUUACUAAAGGAGCAGCUUGUUUUUUAUUACAUUCAGACAUCAUUGGAGGGAUAUCCUGGGAUCACCCCUUUUGAGGGAAUGGCUUCUGGAGUUGUUGCCUUGGUUCGUCAUCUUCCCGCUGGAAGUCCGUCUAUAUUCUACACUAUCCACAGUCUUGUUGAAAAAACUCAUAACCUCUGCUGUGAAGUUAUGACUGAAGAGGCUGAUCUGUGGAAGAAUUGGCAAGAAGAAUUGGAGCCUUGUAAGAAAAUCCUAGAUUUGCUUUUAAGGCUUCUCUCCCUGGUGGAUAUACAGGUCCUACCCAGUUUGAUGAAACAGUUAGCUCAAUUGAUUGCCAUAUUCCCCAGAGAUGGCCAGAACAUGGUUCUUAAUGAUUUAUAUGCACAAGUUGCAGAAUCUGAUGAUGUUACACGAAAACCGACCUUAGUUUCAUGGCUGCAAUCAUUAUCAUACCUUUGUUCUCAAGCUAGUAGCAGUAAUGCGACAUCCAAAGGGGUGGGACUCGAAAUAAAUGCUGCUUUUGCUAGGAGUGAUGAUGUAUUAAGCUUGAAUAGAAUUAAUGCAAGGCUCUAAAAAUUAAGGUGUGAUCUUCAGUUAAUCCUCCUUUGUUUUUGUUGAGCUUAUUUUAUAUUAUCAUAGGCUGACAAAUUUAUUUCAAAGAA
This is a messenger RNA of Camellia sinensis, 1172 nucleotides long. Lineage: Eukaryota; Viridiplantae; Streptophyta; Magnoliopsida; Ericales; Theaceae. The record is from RefSeq and is a predicted model, not a curated record.